AUGGCCUCAGCUGCGCUCUAUUCGGCCGAUGUAGGCACGAAGAAGGCGUUUGUAUCUUUUCCAGGAGCCGACUAUACCCAGACUUCAGCGGUGCGAGCUACCGAAAAAGUGCUUGCCCGACAUGGCUGGCAAAUCGAAGUCGGCGACGGCAUUGGAGGGUGCGUAGGCGAACGUGAUGCCGAUGAUGCUCAAGGAGCGCCUGUCGCUCCACCGGGCAAGGAUCUCUACUUGGCCGACUACGAUCUGCUUCCAUUCGAGGAGCUGCUUCCUAGUUCUUGCUCGUCUACCAAGGGCAAGCAGCCUCAGUGCUCCAGCUACGUCAUCAGGAAAGCGUUGAUCCGCAAGCACUACCUUGCAUCGGCACUCAAUACAUAUGCCGUCAAGCUUCCGCCCGGUCCCGCAGCCAAGCGUUUUCGCACAUGUACACCGAAGACAUGGCACCUCGAGAUCCAAUUCGCAGACGAGCUGGACGAGCUUCUGAUGGACGAUCUAUACGACCUAGCCGAGCUCCUCGAGACCAAUCAUAGCUGUAUCGAUCAAGGCAGAGGAGACGAUGUGCGAUGGUUCAUCCUCAAGCCGGGCAUGGCAGACCGAGGGAAUGGCAUUCGCAUCUUCAGCACGCUAGAGCAAUUGCAGACCAUCUUUGAGGAGUUUCAGCCCGAAUCUGAUGAUGAGGACGAAGAGGAGGACGACGACGGCGACGAAGAGGGCGAGAAAAGGGCUGGCACGAGCAGCAGUUUUGACCAGGAUGGAUCUGGGUAUGCUGGCAAAGACACUUCGGUGAUGGCAAGCCAGUUGCGACACUUUGUGAUACAAGAAUACAUUCGAUCUCCACUUUUAGUUGAUCCCGUCAGCUCUGUCGACAGCAACUUACAAGCUGCGCAAGCGUCAGAAAAGCUCAACAUUGGCGAUAGGAGAGGAUCAAACACCCGCAAAUUCCAUCUUCGUGCAUAUGUGCUGUGCGUCGCGGGGUUGGCUGUAUACCUGCAUGACGACAUGCUUGCGCUCUUUGCUCCCCUAGCAUACCGAGAGCCAAGCGAAGCUACAGUGGACGAGCUUGAAUGCCACUUGACCAACACGUGCUUGCAAGAGGAUGGAAGGCUCGCAGUAGGCAACGAUGCUCGACCGAAGGAAGAGAACGUCUUUCUCUGGUCAGACCUAGGAGGGUCGUCAUUCAGAGAUCCAGGUGCGAAGGCCUCAGACUCGCCUGCCCAAACACUAUCCCCGGAGAUGAUGGAAGAUGUGCGCUGCAAAGCUGCAGAAGUGAUUGGUGCCUCGUUUGAAGCUGCUGCUAAAGCUGGAAGCAUUCAUUGGCAAAUGUGGCCGAAUGCAUUCGAGGUCUUUGGUGUCGAUCUUAUGGUUGGAUACGACGACGAGACAGAUGCAAAAGGGCGCCAACUCAAGGUGUGGCUACUCGAAGUUAAUGCGCAACCAGACUUUGCUCAAACCGGUGCUAGACUGAGCUCUGUCAUCGAGCGGCUGUUCGAGCGCGUUUGCGAGAUUGCGGUUCUUCCAUAUCACAGCGAGUCCCGUACGGCGGAAGGGCUGGAUGCUUGGAAUGUAGGCGAGUCAAGACUUGGUACAACGCUGUGCUUCCGGGAGGAUCUAGGUAGAGGCUUCUGA
Ustilago hordei is the source of this 1623-nucleotide messenger RNA. RefSeq lists its product as uncharacterized. The record is from RefSeq and is a predicted model, not a curated record. The coding region runs from base 1 to 1623 and encodes 540 amino acids. Gene Ontology annotation, cellular component: P-body. Gene Ontology annotation, biological process: protein modification process. The transcript has a single exon. NCBI's taxonomy places the organism in Eukaryota, Fungi, Basidiomycota, Ustilaginomycetes, Ustilaginales, Ustilaginaceae.